AUGGGAUCUGGUAGUUCUGUAAAUGCCAACUACAAGUACUCCCUGCAGAAGUCUGAAAAUGCUUUCAAGGCAGCCGUCUUGAUCCAACGGUGGUAUCGGCGCUACGUUGCUCGGCUGGAAAUGCGCCGACGUUGCACCUGGAGAAUUUUUCAAUCCAUUGAGUACGCUUGCGAGCAGGACCAGAUCAAGCUCCACAACUUCUUCAGUUACCUCAUGGACCACUUCACGCCAAGCAGCAGUAAAGAGAGGGAUUUUAUCAGUCGCAUGUUUGUAAGUGGGGAAAGCUUCAAAGAGGCAGAGCUGGAAAAAUACUGUGACUAUGAAUCCAUGGAGGUGCCAGACUCCUACACUGGACCCCGUCUCUCUUUCCCACUCCUUCCUGACCAUGCAACUGCCUUGCUGGAAGCUUUUAAACAGAAACAACAGCUCCACGCUCGCUAUGUCUUAAACCUUCUACACGAGACCAGGAAGCACCUCAAGCAGUUGCCAAACAUCAGUCAUGUCUCGACCUGCUACAGUGAGGAGGUCACUGUGUGCGGAGACUUGCAUGGCCAGCUGGAUGACUUGUUCCUCAUAUUUUACAAGAACGGCCUUCCUUCCCCUUCCAAGUCCUAUGUGUUCAACGGGGACUUUGUAGACAGAGGCAAACAGUCUCUCGAGGUCCUCAUCAUCCUCUUUACCUUCCUCUUGAUCUAUCCGAAGGAGGUUCAUCUCAACCGCGGGAACCAUGAGGACCACAUGGUCAACUUACGCUACGGUUUCACCAAGGAAGUAAUGCAGAAAUACAAGGUGCAUGGAAAGAAAAUCUUGAAGAUGAUUCAGAAUGUCUUCUGCUGGCUGCCCCUGGCCACCCUGAUCGAUCAGAAAGUCCUCGUUAUACACGGCGGCAUCUCUGACACCACUGACCUGGACAUGCUUGAGAAAAUUCAAAGGAACAAACCCCGGCCAGCCCAGGCUCCCAGCAUGGCCAACAGGCUGGAGUUUUCCAGGUGGGUCCGGCAGACGGUGCAAGAGCAAAUUGAGUGGUGCCGCCGGCUGGUAGACAUCAGCGAGUCGGAGUCGGAGGAGCUCACCUAUUCCAGCAUGGUCUCCUUGACGGAUUUGGAUGGGCCAUGCUGGACUCGCCAGGAGGAGUGGAAGCAGAUUUUAGACAUUCUCUGGAGUGAUCCCAUGCCUCAGGAGGGCUGCACAGCAAAUACGGUGCGAGGUGGUGGCUGCUACUUUGGGCCUGAUGUGACAGGGAAGAUCCUCGAGAAGUACAACUUGCAGUUCCUCAUCCGCUCCCACGAAUGCAAGCAAGAGGGCUACGAGUUCUGUCACAAUCGGAAGGUGCUGACCAUAUUUUCAGCCUCGAACUACUAUGAGAUUGGCAGCAACAGGGGAGCCUACGUGAAGCUGGGACCAGACCUCGUCCCCCACUUUGUUCAGUACCAAGCGAACAAGACAGCCCAUACUCUCACGAUGACCCAAAGAAUCAGCAGAGUAGAGGAGUCAGCCUUUCGAGCCUUGCGGGAAAAGCUCUUUGCUCACACCUCAGCCCUCAUCAGCGCAUUCAAGGCCUACGAUAAGGACAAUACAGGAAGGAUCGCACUGAGCAACUGGGCGACGGCAGUGGAGUCAGUCUUGCACCUGGGAUUGCCCUGGCGAAUGCUGAGACCACAGCUGGUGCCCAGCACAGCUGACGGCAUGCUGGAAUACAAGUCCUGGCUCGACGACUUGGCCAUGGAGCAGCGGAGCCAAGAGCACAUCCAGUCGAGCUUGCUGGAAGUCAUUUAUCGAAACAGAUCCAACUUGGAGACCAUAUUCAGGAUCAUAGACAGAGAUCAUUCAGGUCUCAUCUCAUUUGAGGAAUUCCACCAAACCUGGAAGCUGUUCAGCGCCCACAUGAACAUUGAACUCACAGAUGACGGCAUCAAUGACUUAGUUCGCAGCAUUGAUUUCAAUAAGGAUGGAAACAUCGACUUCAAUGAGUUUCUAGAAGCCUUCCGCCUUGUCAAGCAGUCCCAGUAGCGAAAAACCAGUGAGGGUCACCAUGUCCAAUGCCUUGACUGUCCACAAAGCCAGGAGGACCGCCUCCUACCUCACUGCAGAGCGUGCCUGUGGAUGCGAAGCAGGGAAAGGGAAGGCAGGUACCUGUAGCACUUACUGGUUGAAAACAGUG
Molecule: messenger RNA, 2161 nt
Organism: Leptosomus discolor (cuckoo roller)
Lineage: Eukaryota; Metazoa; Chordata; Aves; Leptosomiformes; Leptosomidae
Source: RefSeq, a predicted model, not a curated record